UAUUUUGGCAAAGCCGCCCAGUAUUAUUACAGGUUUUGUGGUUUACCAGGGAAACCAGGGCUACAACAAUAUUAAAUACUUGGAUGAAACGCGAUUAAAUUAAAGAAACUAAAACAGAAAUCGAACCGGCGUGCUGCUGCUGGUGCAGAUGCAAAUGGAAAAAUUCUCACACGACUUGACCUUGGCCCUGGAGGAGACCUCCCUUAUGUGCGGUGUGGGCCGAGGCAGAUGGAUUUCGCGUCGUCGGACUCGGUCGACUGGAAAUCUGCCUUGUGCACCCCAGCCAACGGAGGACUCAUCGAGCAGUCCCAGUCCCACAGACACAUUAAACGUCCACGGUGAUGGGGCUGCAGGUGCAGGUGCCGCUGCAGCUGCAGCUGCUCCUGGUGGCGGUGCCAAUAUCGAUGGCCUGGACACACACAACCUGAAAAUGCCGGCAAGCGAUUCGGAUGACAAGGCAGAAGGCAACGUAAUGCCAUUGCCACCGAGACUGCCUUUGCCUGGGAAACAAUCUAUCCAACAAUGCUUGGGUGCCCUCGAAUCCGAUUCCCUUAAUGAGACGAAUUUCAGUCCAACACGAUUCUACAAGCCAAACUCGCGGCGAAAACGAAAGAUUAAACGCAUGUCUAUGGAAUUCGAAUUGGCGGCCUCACCGCACAGUUUUACAGAGUCGCCACUGCAGCCGGGUAUGCUUGGUAAUCCGGCUACCGGCCUGGUUACUGGCUCCUCCUCCACCACCACCACGACGGGCACAAUACGCAAACGUUUAAUGAAAACGGACGCAGGGAGUCAUCGUUCAAAUUUAUUUUUCUGUGGCAAACGCAAACGUUCCAAUCGCGAUCGCUAUCAUGAUCAUGAUCCGGGGUUUGGUACUGGAAUUGGACUUGGCCUCGGUUUCGGUAAACAGCAUUCGCACUCCUCGAAUAUGCAGCGUUACACGCAUAUGGAGGAGUUCCAGCGGAUGCGUCCGCGCAGCUACUCAUCCACCUCGAAACCGCAUAGCGAUCGUCUAAUGCCCCUCAAUAAGGGAUUACUCUCCAAGAUCAAUCGCAUGGCGCAAGCGCAAGAACAACAACAAACAGAAAAGACUGAUAACGAGGCAAUGAUAAUCACAGCCGGGGACAAUGGUCAAAACGAUCAAAAGAUGACCAAAACGAAACCGGCUAAGGAGAAUAUAACAACGCCGCCAUCGCCACCUCCACCACCGCCUCCAGAAAGCCGGCAGACAGAGGCUGCCUUUGGCAUGGAAACCAUGAAACCUGUAACCGAUAUUGAUGCCUUAUUAAUGAGUACGCCCUCAAAGACGCCCGCAACGAAUCAUGGGAGAAUCAAGAAAAUGGGCCAGAGCAGCAGUGCCUCCAAAGUUUUAAGCCGUCGACGCUUUUGCCAUACACCACAGCCGCAUUCUCAGUCCAUGGACUGUAGCGAACUCUACGACUUUCUCAGUUCCAGUUCGCUAAGCUCGUCCUCGGACAGCGACGAAGGCGGAGGAGUCAGUGGCGGCGGUGUGGGUGGCCAUAGACGGCAUGACACGGAUCGCGAAGGUGACGACGAACUCACCGAUUGGCCAGGCAAUGAGUUUGGUCAUGGCGGUAAAUACGAUCCCAAGCGCAAGCUUACCAAGAAGUCAUUACUGCCCCAGAUACGCUCAGAUGACACUAUUGGCGAGGACGAUACACUAAUGUCCGGAACGGAGGGUGCUGAUGCCGCGUCGCCGGCUGCCCCUCAACAACUACCAGAUGCCUUAAAGAAUUUGUCCGGUUUUCAAAUGAAACCGGCGCCGCCAAGCUCCGAUCCUAUCGAGAUUCAAGGAGCCGGCAAUCGGAAUAGUCUUUUAACUGGCAGCGAUGCCAAUCUAUACACGGACAUGGAUACCCACAUUGAUGGUGUACCGGCGGCUAAGCAAAUCGAGAGCGAAAUGUCCGGUGAGACAUCCAAUCCAUUCCUUUCCUCUUCACCGCCCGUCCAGGUACAAGAGGUGCGCGAAAUUCGUGCCGGCUGUCGUCGCAUCAAUGGAGAUCGUCCCGGCUUUAGCAUUAAAUUGAGUGUAAACGAGCGUCUCGCCCGCUUUCUACAAGAUCCGCGCCAGACUCAAAUCCGCCUUCCAGAUCUGGAGAUUAGCGAGCACGACAGCCUCUAUAAUUUGGCAACGCUCUACUCCCUGGCCAUGAUAGUAGAGCACGGCUGCACCGUCCUGACGAAAACAAGAAAUACAACUCAACCAGUUAACAUGGAACACAAUCAGCCAACACAAGGACUGCAGCAGCAUCAGGAUCUAUUCAGUGAUUUCAAACGACGCUGCUAUGGUGGUGAUGCCGAUGCCGAUGCCGAUGCCGAUGCCGAUGCCGUUGCCGAUCCUGAUUGCGAUGGCAUUGCUGAUACAAAUGUCACAAAAAAGGAAUUCAAUCCAAUAAGUGAACCAUUUUCGACGGGGAAAUAGAAAUUCAACGCUGAGACACAAUCUUUGUUGUCAAAAUACAGAGUCAAACUCUGUCUAUAGCAAUAGGCUCUGGGAAUACAAUUGAUAUAUUUUAUGAUGUACUAAGUUUUUAGAAUGUUUUUUUGUAAAAUGGAUAAUGUCAAAUGACGUCAAAUCUGGGCAAGAGUUUUGUAAAGAAAUUUCGGAAAAAAUGAGAGUCCAUUGAAAGCAGUGAGCCCUGCUGCACGGUACUCAGAAAUAUUCAUAAAGAAAAAUAAUUGUCCACUCAAAUACACAUCCACAUAGACCAGCUGCUGCGCUCCCAAUUUAGAAAAGUUCGAGCGCUUUUCAACUGAUUUACCGUGCCCACAGCCAAAGUGCGCUCGCAAAAAAAUUUGCCUCUUAUUUCUUUUGCUGAUUUGUAGGUUCCAGACUAGUAUUCUUUUCAAUGAUUGAGAGAAUUAUGACUUCUCUUAGAGACGUCAUUAAUGUUAAAUUAAAAAAUUGAAAAGUUGUUAUUAAA
Molecule: messenger RNA, 2942 nt
Organism: Drosophila willistoni
Lineage: Eukaryota; Metazoa; Arthropoda; Insecta; Diptera; Drosophilidae
Exons: 4
Coding region: 149-2440 (763 amino acids)
Source: RefSeq, a predicted model, not a curated record